AUGCCACCCUACUGGUCUUGCAAUGCUACUCCCCACGCUCUAUGCUCUGUGCACCCUUUGUGUGCGGCCUCCACCCUCUCUAAUACUUUCCCCCCCUGCCACCUUAUUCUCUCCUUCCCUGCCACCUUAUUCUCUCCUUCCCUGCCACCUCCACACCUCUCCCCCUCAUUUCCCACUGCCCUCUUGACUUCUCCCCUUAGCUCGCCCUCUUCCCCUCUUCCCCUCUUUCCCCAACUCCUCUCCCCCCCCGCCCCCUCUCAACCAGCAGCGCAACCCCAGUGUGAUGGUCGGCACGGACGCGCAGGGCUGGUUUUGAAACGCCACUCCCCACGCUCUGCCCCUCCAACGCUCCCCAUUUCCCCCCUCCUCCACCCCCACCCCUCUCGCAGCCAGCAGCACAACCCCAGUGUGAUGGUCGGUACAGACGCGCAGGGCUGGUUUCGCAACGCCACUCCUCGGGCAACCGAAAUUUUCGGCAACGCGUACGAGCACGCACUCAACACCGGGAUUCUUUUCUUCCGGGCAUCCCCCGAUUCUGUCGCGCUAGCGUUGACGUGGCACCACGCCAUGCGGACUCGAGGGCGCAGCGAGGGGUGGGAGAAGAUAUGGGGAGACCAGCAUGCGUUCAAUAUGCUGCUCCGAUACAAGAUGUUUCCCAUACAGGUCGUCUCCUCCCCCACCACGGGUCGCCCCAUCAGCAACCGGGUGUUCUGGGCCUUCUCCCGUCGCCUCAAGCUCGCGCUGCUGCCCCUCGUUCUCUUCUGCAACGGCCACGUCUUCUUCGAGCAGCAGAUGCCCAGGCGGAUCGGGGUCACCCCCUACGCAGUGCACAGCACGUUCCAGUUCCACUAUGGCGCCGGGAAGAUCGGGCGGUUCAGGGAAGCGGGGCUGUGGGCUCUCGACCCCCCCGAGUGUUGGCUGGUAGGUCUAGUUCAGAUUCCGCUCAUGCCUCCCAUACCCAACGCGCCCCCUGCCCUGAUCAUGCAUGCUCUCUCCCGCUUCCUCCUCAACUCCCAACGACCCGCUCUCCCUUCCCCUGCCAUCUCUCUGCCCAGGUUCUACACCCGAGGAAACUUCCUCUCGUUCGACGUGAAGCUUCCUGUAUGGAUCGAGGCCAUGCCCACAGGCAUAGACAAGCACCAGGCAACCAUCGAGUACGCUUAUGCUGUAACCCGUAAAGCCCUCGCCAUUGCUCGGCUACUUAACCGCUUCCUCAUCCUGCCUCACGUCACUUGCUACUGCGACCGGUGGUGGGACAGCCUGUGGGAGCCGUGCAGGGCACCUGGCGGAGACAUAGACCCUCCAUUCACCUGCCCAAUAGACCUCUUCAUAAAUCCCAUGGCUUGGGGGUCGGAUCCAACUACCAUGGUCUAUCGCCCAGCUUCCUUCCUCUCUUUCCCGCAAGUCCCCAACGAGAUUCGCCUGUCAAAAGCUGUCGUGGGAGUUCGGUACGGGUCCGUUUUGGGUGAGGAGGCUUCCUCGCGCGUUCCUGCAGCUGGUGAGGAGCUUUUUGCGAAGCUUCCUUCGGACCAGCUACUCCGUUCAGAGGGAGAAGGGGUGCAGAAACAUGGAGAAUCGGUACCAGGGUAUUCACUAGAAGGCGGGAACAGGAGGGUAGAUUUUAGGAACAGGGGAAGUGUGCAGGAUGACAGGAGAGAAUUGGGGAAGGAGGAGGGCAGGAGAAUAGGAGGAGAGCAGGAGGAGAGGGGAAGCAGGAGCGAGGGCAGGGAGAAAGAGCGGGUGUUUUUACCUGCCAAUGCAACGGAUGGAGAGGUGCAGAGGAGUUUGGGAGGGUUGGACUCGGUGAGAGUGCUUCAUCUGGCCGAUGCUGCUCACUCCUUCUGCCGGCACGUUGACGCAGACACAGUGGAUGCUUUCGACAAGCUCACUCUAGCCUUUUUCACUCUCGAAUGUGCACUAAUGAGGUAUGCAUGCAGGGAAGUAGUACCUAUGUUUGCCGUGGUGUUGUGCGGUGCAGCAGGGUGUGAUGCGAUGGAGUGCGAGGUGAUGCGGUGGGAUGGAUCCUGCAAGGGAAAUAAUGAAAUGUGUUGUUGA
Closterium sp. NIES-65 is the source of this 2055-nucleotide messenger RNA. The record is from the annotation of a GenBank genome assembly. NCBI's taxonomy places the organism in Eukaryota, Viridiplantae, Streptophyta, Zygnematophyceae, Desmidiales, Closteriaceae.